CCUAAAAUAUUUUCAUCCCAGCUAUGGCGCUCUUCCUCCACUGCAUUGCGCUUCCUCGCUUUCAAAAUCUCCAGCUCCAAGGCGCCGCGCGCUGGCGUGGCGCUUGGAUCGCCAGAUGCUCCUUGUCGUCCGCCGCGGCAGAUCCAGGCGAUGAAUUGUGGGAGCGCAAGAAGCGAUCGAGGAGUAUCGCGGGUGUGGAUCAGGCUGUGCUCAUGGAGCCAUGGCUUCUAGCAGAUCCGAGCAGCCGAUUCGCGGAGUACAAUGGAGUCCAGGUGCACUACAAGAUCAUCGCCAGGGAUGGAUCCCCAGGAAACAUCAGCGCUGGCGAGGCUGGAGAGUUCCCUGCGAUACUCCUCCAUGGAUUUGGUGCCUCGAUUUUUUCGUGGGAGCGUCUGAUGCAGCCUUUGGCCAAGGUGUUAGCAUCAACCGUGGUGGCGUUUGAUCGGCCAGGCUUUGGACUAACUUCCCGGCCUAGGAUUCAACCAAGUGCCGCGAAAGAGAACCCGUAUAGUCUGGAUUUCUCGGCAUCUAUCGCCGCGGCUUUCAUUGAUUUUCUAGGGGCAGACAAAGUGAUAUUGGUCGGGCACUCUGCUGGAUGCAUUGUCGCUGCCGAUACGUACUUUAAAGCUCCAGAGCGAAUUGCCGGGAUUGUGAUGCUAGCUCCUGCCAUAGCUGCGCCUUUCAUGGGGAAACUGCGACGACGACAAGGACGAGAAACUCGGAAAGAAGAGCAUCUGGAACGGAAUCCCGGCUCGCUGUCUCGUGCUCGCUUGCUUGUCAAGCUCGUCACCAGUCUCUUUCUGGGACUGCGUGCUGUUGCUCUCGAGCUUUACUCCAAGCUAAAGCGCUUCACUCAAAGUUUGAAAGAACUGGUGGCCAACAUCUUCGCGGGAGUUUUAGCCGCGGCACUCAGAUCAAAGGCUGCUAUCUGGAUGAUACAGCAGAUAAUGGAUAGAUACUCGAGGGAGGCAGUGCGUUUUGCUUGGUACAAUCCACAGAUGGUUAAUAACUCUAUCAUUCAAGGCUACACCAAGCCCUUGGGAUGUAGGAACUGGGACCAAGCGUUGCUAGAGUACGUUAUAGCCAUGUUGUCAACCAGAGACAAAAAGGGAAGGAAACUAGCCGAGAAGAUUGAAGAAAUCUCAUGUCCAGUUCUGAUAGUAACGGGAGACACAGAUCGUUUGGUCCCUGCUUGGAACGCAGAAAAGCUCGCCAAAGUGUUUCCCAAGUCUACGUUUCACAAGAUCAAAGAGUGCGGACACUUGCCUCACGAAGAGACACCCGAAGAAGUUUUACGUGUCGUAGGAGAGUUCAUUUCAUCGAGCAUUGCAAAAGUAAAAUGUGGUGAAUAAGGUCUUUCCUUUGCGUGUUUGUUUCGCCUUUGAGGUACGAGAUGGACGAAGCUGUUGUCCCUCUCCCACUCGCUCUCACACACAAGGUAUACUUUUUCUUGCAA
Messenger RNA from Selaginella moellendorffii, 1456 nucleotides. RefSeq lists its product as uncharacterized. The transcript is spliced from 6 exons. Lineage: Eukaryota; Viridiplantae; Streptophyta; Lycopodiopsida; Selaginellales; Selaginellaceae. Gene Ontology annotation, cellular component: chloroplast envelope. Gene Ontology annotation, molecular function: catalytic activity. The record is from RefSeq and is a predicted model, not a curated record. Bases 24 to 1352 code for a protein of 442 amino acids.